This is a messenger RNA of Coccinella septempunctata (seven-spotted ladybird), 1457 nucleotides long. RefSeq lists its product as uncharacterized. The record is from RefSeq and is a predicted model, not a curated record. The transcript is spliced from 3 exons. Bases 336 to 707 code for a protein of 123 amino acids. NCBI's taxonomy places the organism in Eukaryota, Metazoa, Arthropoda, Insecta, Coleoptera, Coccinellidae.
UAUCGCCGGAAAUAUUUUUCUAAUAAAAUUUUUCCGUUUCGUUACAAAACAAACACAGAGUGAACUCUAUUAAUACGUCGCGCGCGUAUUUCCCAACUAUGAAAUUUCGUAGAAUGAAAAACGUUCAAGUUCGCACACUCCCGAAAAUUCACGCGACCUGAAAUGCUGAAAAGACGACCAGAUCAAGCCGCAACGCCAUCGCAUGCAAAGUGCGCCGUUUAAAAUUAGAAAAUCGCAUGAAAUAUAUCUUGUAAAUAGAGAGGCUCCCGAUUUCGUGGUCUUUAUCGAACUUCUCGGCGAUAUCUGUGAUAUAUUGUUUUGUGUUUUCCACUGUAAUGCCUUCUUUGUCGUCUCCAACGCAGUCAAUGGACACCAUGUAUCCUGAACCAAUGUCAAGACUGCACAGAAGAGUGAUACCGAAAAAGAGACGAGGUGGUUCGUUCAGGUACAGGACACAGCCGGUAACUUUUUCAGAGAUUCAAGAAGUAGACGAGGAAAACAUCGAGGACUCAACACCGCAACCCAGUUGCUCCUCAAAAUCCGAGGUAGAACUAAACCUCCUCAACAAGAAAUUCGAAGAGUUCAAACGAGCAGCAGACAUGGGAAAACUGGAAAAGACAGAUUUCGACGACAGAAUAAGCGAGGCAGCAAAAAUUCUAUCGAACACGAGACCAAGCGCUAAACUGACAACCCGAACGUCGUUUUGAUGAAGAAAUUCGAUUUUUUAAAAGGACGUUAAGUAAUACAACUUAUUGGUGGUCUUACAGAGAACAGCAUUUAUAAUAGUUUAUAAUAGUGGAUACUACUUACUGUUGGUUGAAGAAAUCAGUAACGGUUGACAGUUUUCUGAGCCUUUAUUAGCAGCGUGUGGGUAGUCGAUUAAAUAGUGAUAUAUUUUUUUCAAUAGUAAGAGCCCUGAACCAGUUUUGAGCUUCACUACUGGAGUAAAAUAAUCAAAUACUGAUUUGAAUCAAUCCUCGAUACUUCAAAGUGUCUAAAAAUAUGAAGAAGAUGGCUUCAGAAAUUCACUGUUCAAUAUUGAGAGCGUCACCUUAUUCAUAUUCAUCCCCAGAUUAGAAUCAAUAUCAUGCGGUAGAAAUAGACCUGCCUUCAAAUAUUUUUGUUACCAGUGAGACAUAGAAGUCUCACAAAAUCGAAUACUCAUUUUAUAUAAAAAGAAAACAGCAAUUCUUCAUGACUGGUGCAUAUUACUACUGACUUCUGUAAUAAUUAUGAUACUGUCACGAAGAAGUAUAAUUUAAUACUUACUACUGUAUAGAGGACAAAUAUAAACACCUCUAAUAGUACUUAUAUAUGAAGCUGCAAAAAAGAUCUCUAGAAAAAAUAAAAAACGUCAAGGUAGAGUGUAAUUUAUUUUCCUAAAAGUAACAUGGAACGUAUAAUUUUAUUGUAAAUAACAUUUUAUAUUCAUGAAUAAUAGAAAUUUUCAAAUUUGA